Strigops habroptila (Kakapo) is the source of this 5198-nucleotide messenger RNA. It is a transcript of the gene KLHL25, whose product is annotated as kelch like family member 25. The transcript is spliced from 3 exons. Gene Ontology annotation, molecular function: protein binding. NCBI's taxonomy places the organism in Eukaryota, Metazoa, Chordata, Aves, Psittaciformes, Psittacidae. The record is from RefSeq and is a predicted model, not a curated record. The coding region runs from base 140 to 1909 and encodes 589 amino acids.
AGGCCGGUUCCGCCGUCGGCAGCGCUGUAGGCGCGGGGCGGCCGGGCCGCAGCAUCGCUCCGCGCUGGGCCGGCGGCGCACCGAGGGUUCGGCUUGGCCGGGAGCGGGCAGGAGGACACACGGUAAGAGCUCUGUCAUCAUGUCAGUCAGCGUCCACGAGAACCGUAAAUCCCGGACGAGCACCGGCUCCAUGAACAUCUUGCUUUUUCACAAAGCUUCCCACCCGGACUGUGUGUUGUCCCAUCUGAACACCCUGCGGAAGCACUGCAUGUUCACCGAUGUCACCCUUUGGGCAGGAAACAGGUCGUUCCCAUGUCAUCGCGCAGUGCUGGCUGCCUCCAGCAGAUACUUUGAAGCCAUGUUUAGCAAUGGCCUCCGAGAGAGCCUGGAUGAUGAGGUGAACUUCCAUGACAGCCUCCACCCAGAGGUGCUGGAGCUACUCCUGGACUUUGCUUAUUCCUCUCGGAUCAUCAUCAAUGAGGAGAACGCUGAGUCCCUCCUGGAGGCUGGAGACAUGCUGCAGUUCCAUGACGUCCGAGAUGCAGCGGCUGAGUUCCUGGAGAAGAACCUCUACCCUUCCAACUGCCUGGGCAUGAUGCUGCUCUCGGAUGCUCAUCAGUGCCGCCGGCUCUAUGAGCUCUCCUGGAGGAUGUGCCUGGUCAACUUUGAGACUGUUCACAAGAGCGAGGACUUCAACAACCUUUCCAAGGACACUCUGCUGGACCUCAUCUCCAGUGACGAGCUGGAAAUUGAGGAUGAAGAAAAGGUCUUUAAGGCUGUCAUCCAGUGGGUAAAAUACGAUCUGGAUGAGCGGAAGGCUUAUCUCCCAGAACUUCUGAGGAAUGUUCGUCUGGCCUUGCUUCCUUCCGAAUGCCUCAAGGAAGCCUUGGCUUGUGAGGACUUGAUCAUGGUGGAUGAAAGGAACAAGAUUGUCUUGGAUGAAGCUAUUCAGUGCAAGAAGAAGAUCCUCCAGAAUGAUGGGGUAGUCACCAGUCCCUGUGCCAGGCCUCGCAAAGCUGGGCACACUUUGCUGAUCCUGGGAGGACAGACCUUCAUGUGUGAUAAGAUCUACCAAGUGGAUCACAAAGCAAAGGAAAUUAUCCCCAAAGCAGACCUGCCAAGUCCACGGAAGGAGUUUAGUGCUUGUGCCAUUGGCUGCAAAGUAUAUAUCACUGGAGGCAGGGGCUCGGAGAACGGAGUCUCGAAAGAUGUAUGGGUGUAUGACACAGUUCAUGAGGAAUGGUCAAAAGCUGCCCCAAUGCUAAUAGCUCGGUUUGGACAUGGCUCGGCUGAAUUGGAAAACUGCCUGUAUGUGGUUGGUGGACACACUGCGGUAGCUGGAGUCUUCCCUGCGUCUCCUUCUGUUUCCUUGAAGCAAGUAGAGAAGUACGAUCCCAUAUGCAACAAAUGGACGAUGGUGGCUCCUUUGAGAGAUGGAGUGAGCAACGCUGCGGUGGUGAGUGCCAGGCUCAAGCUUUUUGUCUUCGGUGGGACCAGCAUUCACCGAGACAUGGUGUCCAAAGUGCAGUGCUAUGAUCCAGCUGAGAACCGGUGGAUGAUCAAAGCCGAGUGCCCACAGCCCUGGCGCUACACGGCAGCCGCUGUCCUGGGCAGCCAGAUUUUCAUCAUGGGAGGAGACACCGAGUUCACAGCAGCCUCUGCCUAUCGCUUCGACUGUGAGGCGGACCAGUGGACGCGCAUCGGGGACAUGACAGCCAAGCGCAUGUCAUGCCACGCUUUGGCUUCGGGGAAUAAACUCUACGUGGUGGGGGGUUACUUUGGCACUCAGAGGUGCAAAACGCUGGACUGCUACGACCCAACAUCAGACACAUGGAACUGUAUCACAACAGUGCCUUACUCGCUUAUCCCCACAGCUUUUGUCAGCACCUGGAAGCACUUGCCAUCAUGAUGCGAGUCAGGGCGCAAGCGCUUGUAUCCAGGAGGUCAGCAAGGAACAAGCAAAGCCCAGCCAGGAGCUCAGGGGAUGAUGCUGAGUGGUCACUGCUUCAGUCCUGUGCAGGAAGCACUGAUGGGGACAGUUCUGCACCUCUCAGGAGGUGACUUCAGGCAGUGCCAGGAACAGGUUCUCCAAGCUGCCUGUCUCCAAAUUAAAUGUGGCUUCUCCAAACUACCAGUCCUGUGUGAUGCUCUCAUUUUCAUGGGGCAGAGUCACAGAUGGGCUUGGGCCAGAGAGAUGAGCCAUCAGCUGGGCAUUGGGAUGGUUGCUGGGGAUGGGGAAGCUGCAGAUUGCAUAGUCCAGCCAAGGAAGAUGAAAUGGAGAGAGGAGUCCCUGCAUCCCUCUGUGCUGCCUGCUGAGCUUCAAACAUUCCUCUGGGGUGGAGAUGUUGGAGCUCCCAUCUCAAAAUAAAUAGGGAUGAGCUUAACCCCAAAGCAAGUAGGAACCAGCAGUUCUCCUCUUGGUGCUUUUUGGCUCCUGCAGGACCUUCCUCAUGGAGCCUGGUGGUCAGGCAUUGCUGAGGCACCUAUUCCUGGGGCUCAUCCAAGCGCUCAGAGCCCAUUUUGUGGCUCCCACAGGAGCCCUUUCGUGGGUUUAGCUCCUCUGAGGGCUAUGGGGUGGCACCAGCUGCUGGUACCUGCCCUUGGGUGGGCACGAAGUGGUCGAGGCUGUAGGUUUUUGAGGCUGCUGUGGCACCUAAAAGCUGAACUUUGGCUCCAAAGCUUCUGCAAGGCUUUAGGCAGCAAACCAUGCCCAGAGCUGUAUUCUGGUACUGUGGUCACACUAAGUGUUGGAUGUGUUCAGUGACUUCUCCUGGUUAUUCAAUUACAGCUUAGAUAACAAGCCUUUUCUAGGAGGAUUUUACUGCUGCCUGGUUUGGCUUCCCAUCUACAUAAAACAACACUUGGUCAGCACUUACCUGUCAAGAAGCUGCAGGGUUUUGUUGCUGUGCAUCAGUCCCAGCUCCAUCCACAAAGCCCUGCUUGCAGCCGGGCAUCUUCCUAUGCAAAAGCCCCAAAUGCCUGCAAGCAGGGCUUAAAAACCCCUCAGGAUAAUUAGGAUCCUAAUCACUGCAGCUCACCUGUGUGCUGCUGGGUUGAUUCCUUGCAACCUGUUACAGGAACAAAGUCACAGCUGGUUUCUCUUGGUGGCUCCUAGGCAAACCCAUUUGCAUGUGUGUAAUAGUGAGGCUGGAUAAACAGGGACUGCAGUUUUCUGCUGCUGCUGCUCUUUCCAAGUGGCUGGUUGUCUCUGAAGCCAGUUUAUCAGGCAGCAUUGGGAGGGAGUGGCUGGCCUGCGGAGGAAAGUCGAUGAAAAUCAGGCUUUUCCUAACCCUGGGCAGAUGGAAACAUGUGCAGUCUGAGCUCGGCCCCAGACUGGAUUAAUCAACCCCUUGGAAAUGUCAGUCAUAUGGAUGGGUUUGGAGGAACUAGUGGAAAAAGAGGAAAAAAAAGUCUUUCUGUUUUGUCUGUUCCAGUUCUUGGGCCGUCCUCCCUGCCCUAAAUAAAAAAGCUAAAACUCCAUUUUCUUCAACUUUUCAUUCCCUUAUGUCCACAGAAGUUUCCUGGCCGGCUCCAGUGCUCUGAGCCCUCCACAGCUGAAUACUGACUCUCUCCUCUUUCCUACAAAAGCAAAGCACAUCCCAAAUCCCAAAUAAACCACCUGCUUUCCACCUCCACCCAUUGCAGGGUGAUGCUUAUCCCAAUACCUGCCAACGUGCAACCCUUUUCUGGUACUUCCCUAUACAGGCAUCUUGCCGUCGAUGACCUUUCUCUUUCCCUCUCCAGAUGCCAGAGUCACAUCCAUGUCCCCUGUCUCACUGCUGGAGCCGACACAGUGACCAAGUCCCCUCCGGUCCUCCUGCACAGAACUCUGAGGAGCCUUUUUGCAUCCGUUCCCGGCACCAGGAGCAGGAAGCAUCACACCAGAGGGGCACCAAGGGCCACCCAGCCCCACCACCAGCCGCAAUAUGGGGACAGUGAGGAGCCACUGGCUGCCGGGCUGGGGCUGGGCACAGAGGCGGCUCAUGGGUACCAGUGGCCUGAUGGGACUGGGGAGAUGGAGGAUGUGCACCAGCCUGCAUCCCUCAGCAAGCGGCAUGGGGAGCCGUUAGGUGCUUUUUGUUACUCUGUUGGGGGGGUUAAAAGAUAGUAAUAGUUUUUAUCCAAAGGCAGUGAACUUGCCAUUAGCAGUAGCUGCUGUUUGGGUGACUUGGAAGUGUUUUUAAAGGGAAAAAAGGUUGAAAGCACCUGGCUCCCCAUCCUUUGACCGCUCUGCGGAGGCGAUGGCUGUUGAAACACUAAAGCGUGGGAGCUCGGGCCGGCUGCCAGCAGCGCUGGGUGCUGCGGUGGAACAGGGCAGGUGCCUUUUGCUGUGCACUUUGGGCCUUAUUAAUGUUCUUUCCCCCGUUCCCUCGCUUUGGUCGGGGGCCGGCAGCUCCCUGCAUGCAGCUGCUGGGAAGAGCAUGGAGCGUGCCAAGGCUCCAGCAUCGCUGCUGAGAUAGUCACCAGAUAAACCCUGAGCUGCCUGCUCAGAGCCGGUCUGCUGAGCUCCUGUGCUCACCCAGCAGCGUGGGUGAAGGGGUAAUUAGCAGAUGAGCAGACACAGCCUUGGGAAGGGGCAUUGUGCCUCUCGCCAGCAGAGCAGGGGAGCACCACAGGGGUGGCAGGGUGGAAUCCCUCUUGUUCCCACUGCGCCACACAUCCUGGCUUCACCUCGGAGUGAUGUGAGCGUUUCUGACUGCAUGUUGCCUGCCAACGCUCAGGCUGUAGCUGCCCCAGGUUAUCCACACACGUUGGCUGACUCUAUUCGUGUUUAUCCCUGCAAGAGCUGUCAGCCCGAGUUGCUCCUCGCUCACACUGAUGAGGAAGGCACGUGGAUUUUGGCUGUCAAUACAUGGAUGCAUCUCCUGACCAGCCUGCCCUAGCAUCCCGCUUCCCUCUGCAGCAGAUCUGGUCCUGCAGAUGCUCCGGGCUUGCCUUUUGCCCCUGGAUUAGGUUGAGCUGUAGCCUGGCCAGAUGAAUGAUGCAAUGCAAUGAAAAGCCUUGACACAGCUUCAAACAACAAAGGUCUUUUCGGAGCAGCGAGCGCUGCCAGGAAGAGCGCACGUUGUGCUCAGCCAGUCUGCGAUGCUCUGAGUGACAUUUAUUUACAUUUUCCAGUCUUUGUAUUUUCUUUCUUCCUUCAGCUGCUUGUGAACUUUAAUAAAAAUGAUGAUCUGGGAAACGGUUUGUGUGUUUUU